Messenger RNA from Trichoplusia ni (cabbage looper), 2852 nucleotides. RefSeq lists its product as uncharacterized. The coding region runs from base 170 to 2782 and encodes 870 amino acids. The transcript is spliced from 20 exons. The record is from RefSeq and is a predicted model, not a curated record. NCBI's taxonomy places the organism in Eukaryota, Metazoa, Arthropoda, Insecta, Lepidoptera, Noctuidae.
CUCAUUUGGUUUUGACCAUUUCCGUUGUGAGACGUCAAAUUCAAAUGUUGUGUUUACAAAAUAUUUGUAAUGGCGAUUAGUGGACAUGUUUAGGAUUUUUCUGGCUAAUAUAUUUCAUUUUUCGGGUUUUACUCUUAUUUUGUGUGAAUUUUAAUAGUGUUUAACUGAUAUGGAGACGUGUCUAAGAGGAUUUUCUUUUAUGUCUGAUAGUAAAGUGGAACUGAUGGAUUUGCAGUAUAUUGAAGGUGGCAAACUAGAGAGGGCGUGGAAGAGCACGCGGAGAGAACGACUAAAGCAACGGGAGGAGAAGAUAUGGGAUGAGUUUGUGAAGGAAAAAGAUGUAGUUAAGGAUGCGUUUAGUGAUGAUCCCUAUCAGUUUUUGGAUGAGUUGCCGGAUUCUUGCCUUGAUGAAAUAAUGGAUACUCCGAAAAUGUGUUCGAAGGAAAAUAUCGCAGAAGCCAGAGGAAAAGAGCAAGACAACGGCGACAGCGAUGACAACCAACACACAUGUGUCGUCACGUUCGCUGACGAGAUCGACAAGGAUGAUUGUGACGUGUUCCGUAUAUUUGACGACGAACCUUCAGGCGAUGAAGAGCCAAUGAAUGAGUCCACAAGCCCGACCACGGUACGCGAGAAGGGAGCUGACGAUCCAUCUGGAAACAACACCCCUGACCGACCUAACAGCGGUGACAAAACUUCCAGUAAAUCGUCUGAGAAUGUGACGAAUGUCAUCGAGAGUAGCAUUUACUGUGCUAAGGUGAAGGAUCUGAGGAUGAAACUUAACGAAGAAUUUUUGGCUAUGAUGACGACUCUGGACCGUCGAGACAUACUGACCGCCGAGCCAGAAGAUAUCUGCCGCAUGAUCAAGCGAUCAGCUGAGUUCUGUACCAGGUUCAACAGGAUUUACAUGUAUCAAUUGCAAAGACAGAUGCACGAUGUAAAACGAAACAACAGCGUGACUCUGCCGUUUGCGAAGCACACACAGUUCCAGUCGCAGAUGGUGCGGAUCGUGUCCCUCCAUCAGAAUCUAUUGCAGUCUUUUCAGGUGUUCCACAAGUCGUUCUCGCAGACGUGCUGCGUGCGCGAGUCGGCGGCGUCGCUGGGCGCGCUGCUGGGCGCGGCGCGCGCCGCCUCGCUGCUGUGCGCCGCCGUGCCGCCGCCGAGGGACUUCGGCGCCGCCGCCGACCUCUACAAGGACGAUCUACUGGUGACAUGCGAUAAAUUUGAAGAAGUCGUCAACGAAUACGCAAUCAGAUGCGAAGAGUUUUUGAACAGUUUUGAGAAUGUGCAGAACAUGACAUAUCCCAAAAAACCGAAAAGAGUUAAGAAAAGAUCCUUUGGACCGUGGGCUAAAAAUACUCCGAAGAAUCGAAAUACAACAGUUGCUGAGACGGAAGCCCGUCUCUCCAUGUACUCCUUGGAUACCCUGCGACUUAACUUCAACCCUAAGACUUCGAUCUCCAAAGACAACCAGGCCGGCAGCUCGUCUAAGAUGCGUGGCGGUAUGAAUACUUCUGGCGGUAUCUCGAAGCGUGGUCAAACCGACAAAACUGCAGAGCCGCCUAAAAAUAUCAGGAAAUCGCCACGGAAUCGUCGUCCCCUAAUGCGCGACCCUCACGCGGGGCAGCCGCCGCUGCGGCAGCGCGCGCCGCGCCCCUCUAGAGACUGCGACAUCCGCACUAUGGUGGAGGCCGUCGACACGUGCGCAUCGAGCCACAUCAGCCGCGAGCCCAGCCCGCACUCGUCGCACCCGUACUCGCACGGGCCGCACCACGCGCACGGGCCGCACGCGCACGGGCCGCACGCGCACGGGCCGCACGGGCUGCACAGCAUGCACGGGUCGCACAACCUGCACGAGCAGCACAGCGGGCGCGGCCCGCACCCGCCGCCGCACGCGCCGCGCCGCAACAAGUCCAGCACGCCGCGCCGCCCCGCGCACAGCCCGCGCUCCACGCACUGCCUGCUCACCGCCAGGAAACCUCAACCACCGUCGCCACACAUGCGAUCUCCAACCGAGCAUCACAAGGAAAAGCCAGCUGUAGCCCCCACUCCAAUGGCUCCAAACAACCUGAUAGCCACGCUGAACACCAUGAAGCCGGACCCUUCGGAGCCUGACUCCAACCAGGUGACGCCGGUGUGCAUGAUCCAGUGCGCCAUGAAGCGGGAGCUGGAGGAGGAGGGCAAGCCGGGGGAGUGCAGCCGCCAGGAGCCGCCCGCGCCCGGCGGACAGGGCGCCCUGCCCGCCAGGGGGCGCGACGACGCCGGGGAUAAGGGGCAGAUACACAGGGAACGGACCAAGACCUCCAGUCUUGUACCAGAUCGGUGCGAGGUGACAAGACUUCUCAAACAAUUGUGCAGUGGCGAUACAUCCAGGGCAGAGCGUGUGACGGGGAGCAAGAAUGCUCAGUUGCUGUACAUCAACGGCAGCAGUCCUCGACAGCCGAGUACGCCGCAGUUGCUCAGAAUACUAGAAGAGACAAUUCAGAAGAAGGUUCCUAAGCCGCUGUUCCAGAAGCCAUCGUCAGCCCGCGGCCCGGACCGCUACCGGCUGACCUUCAACAUCGCGGAGAAGACCACCGACAUGAUGUUCCAGUACCGCACCAAGUUCGUGCAGCACAUGCUCACCAGCUCGCUGUACGCCAACAGCGUAUUCGGCAAGCCUUGGGAGAUGAUUGGAAGUAUAUCGGAACAGAUCAUCGACGAGCUGUUGCUAGGCUGCAUGAAGGAGAUGGAGCUCAGAGACCUGAUACAGGAGCUGUACAAGCGCGAGACCAUGACCUAGCCGCCGCACUACACACAGUGUCACGGCACAUUUUAUACGAGUUGUUGUUUUAUUAAAAUUAUUAUAAAUA